Molecule: messenger RNA, 2273 nt
Organism: Panicum virgatum (switchgrass)
Lineage: Eukaryota; Viridiplantae; Streptophyta; Magnoliopsida; Poales; Poaceae
Product: UDP-glucuronate 4-epimerase 1-like
Exons: 1
Coding region: 584-1903 (439 amino acids)
Source: RefSeq, a predicted model, not a curated record
CGCACCCAAUCCCCUGCGGGCGGCCACCCUCACCGCCGUCGGCAGCGGCGCCACCCUCCGGUGGGUGUCCGCCACCGCAUUCACGCGCUCCCCUGGGCUGUCGGCCCCGCUCCUCUAUUUAUAUCCCCGCCCCGCCCACCUCCACGCUUUCCUCAGGCAGGAGCGCGCAUCCGGCCCCUGCCCUUCUUCCCCACUUUCCUCUCCUCUCCCCCCAGAAUAAUAAAAUUUCCUGCCCCGGGGCUCCCUCCCUCCCAAGGAAACCUACCCAAUCCAUUCGUCCGGCGGCCGAUCCAUCUGCCCGUCCAGGGAGAGGAAGGAAUAAUCAGUCACUCAGUCAGUUAGCCAGUCAAUCAGAGGAGAGCCGGAAUCCAGCAGGAGCGCGCCGCGGGUUGAUCCCUUGCGUCUCCGGCCCUGCCGCGCGGGCGCGGCGACGUCUCUGCUGUUCUUUGCGUCGCGGAGGACGAAUCCGUGAGGAGGGAGUGUGUGUGAGGAAGAGGAAGGUGGAGGAGGGAACCCCUCUUGGAGAUUGGCAUCUUCCUCGUUGGGUUGCGCUGCGUUGCACGGCAAGACGGCGGCCUUGAAGAUGCGGGUGCUGGAGGACGACCUCUUCCCCUCCACCCCCGGCAAGGUCAAGAUCGAGAGGGCGGGCAACAUGAACCGGCAGCUGCACCGCUGCUUCGCGUCCACCAGCACCAUGUUCCUGUGGGCGCUCUUCCUCGUCGCCAUGACCGCGUCCUACCUCAGCUUCCAGUCCUUCGUCGACACCUCCUCCAAGUACUUCGCCGCCUCCUGGGGCGGGUUGCACUGGGAGCGGCAGAUCCGCGCGUCCGCCGCGCCGAGGAGGCCGCCGGGGUCGGCGGACGGGGCGGGGAUGUCGGUGCUGGUGACCGGCGCGGCCGGGUUCGUCGGCACGCACUGCUCGCUCGCGCUCCGCAAGCGCGGCGACGGCGUCGUCGGCAUCGACAACUUCAACGCCUACUACGACCCCUCGCUCAAGAAGGCCCGCAAGGCGCUGCUCUCCUCGCACGGGGUCUUCGUCGUCGAGGGCGACAUCAACGACGGCCUCCUCCUGGCCAAGCUCUUCGACGUCGUGCCCUUCACGCACGUGCUCCACCUCGCCGCGCAGGCCGGUGUGCGCUACGCCAUGGAGAACCCGGCGUCGUACGUGCACUCCAACAUCGCCGGCCUCGUCACGCUCCUCGAGGCCUGCAAGGACGCCUACCCGCAGCCGGCCAUCGUCUGGGCGUCGUCGUCCUCCGUCUACGGCCUCAACGACAAGGUCCCCUUCUCGGAGCGCGACCGCACCGACCAGCCGGCCUCGCUCUACGCGGCGACCAAGAAGGCCGGCGAGGAGAUCACGCACACGUACAACCACAUCUACGGCCUCUCCAUCACCGGCCUCCGCUUCUUCACCGUGUACGGGCCCUGGGGGCGGCCGGACAUGGCCUACUUCUCCUUCACCCGCAACAUCCUGCAGGGGAAGCCCAUCACGGUGUACCGCGGCAAGGACCACGUCGACCUGGCCCGUGACUUCACCUACAUCGACGACAUCGUCAAGGGCUGCCUCGGCUCCCUGGACACGGCCGGCAAGAGCACGGGCACCGGCGGCAAGAAGCGCGGGCCGGCGCCCUACAGGAUCUUCAACCUCGGCAACACCUCGCCCGUGACGGUGCCCAACCUGGUGUCCAUCCUGGAGAAGCACCUCCGCGUGAAGGCGAAGAAGAACGUGGUCGAGAUGCCCGGCAAUGGCGACGUGCCCUUCACCCACGCCAACAUAUCCCUCGCGAGGGAACAGCUCGGGUACAAGCCGACCACCAACCUCGACGUUGGCCUGAAGAAGUUCGUCAAGUGGUACCUGUCCUACUACGGCUACACCAGGGGAUCCAAGAACUUUCGACAAUAGUCCGUGCUAAUCCUUGGUCGUCUGAUUCUUUCUCCUCAUUUUUUCUUUUUCCUCUUUGGCCCGGCCGCGGCCACCACUCCCGGAUCAAACAUUGACAUUCUAUCUGGAUUUUUUUGGUGAGUAUGUUUUAGGGCGUUCCUUGAUCAGAGAAAAAUACUGGGGGAAAAUUCUUUUCUUGGUGAGGAGAGGGAGGAAGGAGGAAGAAAGCAACAGAGAGCAGCAGCCUUUUUUUUUCUUUUCUUUCAUCAUCUUCCCUUGUGUAAAUUGGAUGUGCUCCAUGAAACUUUUUUUCCCCCUCCAUCCUUAGAAUUCCAAUGUAAUAUCAAAUUCUUUCCGAUCUGAUGAGCUGACACCGAAUUCAAUUGGCGAA